AUGAGUCAUAAAGCUCACAGGACUCAUUACUAUUUACAUAAAUAUAUAAUUAAAAAAAAAUAUUCACUACACAAAAUUCAUGCGAAUAAUAUUAUAUAUAUAUAUAUACAGAAUCCACUGAAGAGACGGAGCAUAUUGUAUAUCAAUCCAAUUUUUCUUCUAUUUUUAUAUUAUAAAUAAUUAUAUAUAUAGAAAAUAAAGAUUUGCUACACCAAUAUAAGCUAUAUGGGAAUUUAAUUAGCCAGACCUAAAAAUCCAUUCUUUUUUUCAAAUUCCUUCAAGAAUUGAUCAUCAUGGAGACUCCUAGGAAAAGAGUGUUUCCAGAUGUUGAGGUAGUUGAAAUUUCGCGACCUAUCAACUGGAGUACGAAGCCGAAGUCUGCUAAGCAAAAGGAGGUUAUUUGCCUUGAAGUAAUAGAUGUUGACGUGGAAGAUGUUGAGCGCUCUGAUGGAAAUGUAAACUUUAGUGGCAAAGGGAAGGAAAUUUUGGUUGGUGGUGGUAGUUCAGCUAAUAGUGGAACGGUCGAUGGGGUUCAGUCUUCAAAGAAGAAUCGCCUUUCAGCAUCUAGUAAUCCAAUUAUUAUAGAUGAUUUUGGUUCUGAUGUACUUGAUGAGCACAUGUACAUGUACUAUGAUGACGACUUAGACAACUAUGCUCUUUUGCAAUCACAUUUCGAUAACAUGGAUAUUCCAACUGGAGUCGAGGCUGCAAUCCCAUGGGUACCUGGUCCCCUUAAAGGCCAAAUGAUGUCAGCCACUACAAGUACUUCAGGAAGAGAUGUCUCGGGUGCGGUAAAGGGCCAGUCCACUUCGUUUAGCAGCUCGACUGUUGUUGGUCAGCCUACACCAUUUGGAUCAUCUUCGUCGUCUCCAGGACCUGCGUUAGGCGAGGGAAAAUUAGUCAUCGGAAGUUCGAAUGAGAAGUGGGGUACUAAGGGAGAAGGUAGUUCUGGUGCUACAGCGUCUAAAUUGUAUAACGAGUCAUUUACUCGUUAUGGAAAGAGAUUAGAUUCAUUGGGCGCUACAGCAUCUAAUGGUUGGGGCAGCCAAUCUACUGCCAACUGGUCUCCUUUCCUGAAAUUUCCCGUGGGACCUCCAGUUUCUGGGUGGAUGAACCCGUUACCUAAUCAAACCACUCCGAUUUCAGCAGGAAUUGCUCAUGCAUCAGGGGCUAACUAUUUCCGUCAGAGUUCGCAUAAAAGUGCAACAACUGCAGGAAGUCCUUCAAUUCCUUUGAGACUGAAUUCUAAUUUAGAAAAACUUAAAACUUUAGUUGAAGCGCAAAAGCUCAGUGAAGCAUCGGGGGCUUUGAUGAACUCUAUCCCUCAAAGUUUCCAUCAAAGUGCAACAACUGCAGGAAGUCUUUCAAUUCCUUCUGGACCGGUUUGUAACGGAGACAAUAUAAAUUUAGGUGAAACUCUGAAGAAAUACCGUCUUUUCAAAAAAUUUGAUACUGUUGAGGAUCAUUCGGACCAUUUUUAUUCUAAACAUGCUUCGGCAGGGAAAGUGGCUUCUAAGAAUUGGGCCAAGAAAAUACAGGACGAAUGGAAGAUACUGGAGAAAGAUCUGCCUGAUACAAUAUUCGUCAGGGUGUACGAAUCAAGAAUGGAUCUGUUGAGAGCCGUUAUCAUGGGUGCCGAUGGAACUCCAUAUCAUGAUGGCCUUUACUUCUUUGAUGUUUUCUUUCCAAGCAACUAUCCCAAUGUUCCGCCGCUUGUGCACUACCAUUCCUUUGGUCUUCGAAUCAAUCCUAAUUUGUAUAACUGUGGAAAAGUCUGCCUGAGUCUUCUUAACACUUGGAGUGGCCAAGGGAAAGAGAAAUGGAUCCCUCGUUCGUCGACUAUGUUACAAGUUUUGGUGUCCAUACAAGGGCUAAUUUUAAAUGCAAAGCCCUAUUUCAAUGAGCCUGGUUUUGCUGGCUCGGCCGGGACAGCCAGUGGGGAAAAAAGUUCACUGCAGUAUAAUGAGAACACUUUCAUUUUGAAUCUGAAAACAAUGGUCUUCUCCAUGCGUCGGCCACCACAGCAUUUUGAGGACUUUGUAUUAGGACAUUUCUUCCAACGAGCUCAAGAUAUUCUCGUGGCAUGUCAGACAUACAUGGAUGGUGCUCAAGUCGGUAGCCUUGUCUGGGGUGGUGUUCAAGACGUUGAUGAGGGCGACAAAAGCUGCUCACCAACGUUCAAGGCUUCAUUAGCCGCGUUCAUCAAGACAGUUAUAGAUACACUGAAAGAGAUUGGCGUUGGGGAUUGCGACAAGUUUCUUCACUUGGCACAACGAGGUACCGGAGUAGUAGCCCCCGUUGUUCCUGGUUAUGCCGCGGGCUAUUUCUUCGGUUAGAUGCUGACAUUGAGUUUUUUGACAAUAGGUGAAAGUUGAGACUAAUAUUGAUCAACUAUUUCAACUUUAAUUGGGUAAAAUAUGGUACAUUAUUAGCUUCAUAUUAGUUUUUGUUGAUUUGAUAAACAGCAAAAAGUAAGAGCUCAUUAUGGAAUAUGAUGAAUGAUGUGUUCAUCUGAUUUAUGAUAUGUAUAUAUAUAUAGGCUGAUUAUUCUUGUUUUCUCUCUUUCA
Messenger RNA from Capsicum annuum, 2567 nucleotides. Its product is annotated as probable ubiquitin-conjugating enzyme E2 25. The coding region runs from base 294 to 2336 and encodes 680 amino acids. Lineage: Eukaryota; Viridiplantae; Streptophyta; Magnoliopsida; Solanales; Solanaceae. Gene Ontology annotation, molecular function: ubiquitin conjugating enzyme activity. The transcript has 8 exons. The record is from RefSeq and is a predicted model, not a curated record.